CUCUUUGGGUCUGUUUCUUUAUAAACCUGCCUCUCGUUCUUGUUUUGGCCACGUUUGAGUUCCGUUGGCGUUCUUGUAAAAGACAUGUCUCUUCUGAUAUCCUGAUUCACUGCCUUCGAUUUCAAUUGGCGUAUACCUACCUCUGUGCAUCUCCAGCUUCUGACGCUGCAAUGGAAGAGAAAGCAAAGAAAGAGUAUGAAGCAAGAGCCCAGAAAGUGCGAGCUGAUCUGAAGCAAUGGGAGGGAGACUGGGCAAAGACUCAUGGCGGGAAGAAGCCAGGCAGAGAGGACAUCAAGAAUAACCCGGAUAUAGCCCAGAAGUAUAAAGACUAUAACAAGCUUCGCGAUAUAAUAACUGGAAAGCUGGCUCCUCUCUCAGACGCCUCCGCCCCCAAAAGCAAGCAUGACAAGCGUAAAGCAGCUCACGUAUCGGCGGCCGAGACUCCAAUGAAGCGAGCAAAACAUGCCGAGACACCUUCGAAACGACUGGCCCCGAGCGGCGACGAAUAUAUGAAUAGCCCGGCUAUUUCCAGGAAGCUCUUUAGCCCUGCACCUGUGACAGCCAUUGGCCCGACACCUCAGCGGGACGGGAAAGUCCUUGGGCUGUUUGAUCUGUUGGUGGAAAAAGAGUUCAAGAGUCCGUUGAAGGGGGUGAAGGAGAUCGGUCGCCCUGCUAGUUCCCAUGCAACUCCUAGCAAGCGCAAAAGCAACUUAAGCGAAGAUGCUAUAGUCAAACUAGGACUUACUCCAAGCUCUGCCAGCAAACGAAAGCUGUUUUCGACACCAAUGAAGAAGAGGGAAGGACAGAAUAUGGCCGGAACGCCCACGUCCGUAUCCAAGCUCCAGUUUGAUACCCCUGCAUUUCUAAAGAGGCAUUCACUUCCAACACUAGACGAAAACACAACAUUUGAUGCUCCACCUCUAAGGCUGCCGCGAAAGCCUCUGGUUCGUGGCUUGAGCGAAAUCGUAGCCAGUCUUCGAAAGGUCGAGGAGGAACAGCUGGAUGAUGACCUUGAGGCGCUGCGCGCAGUCGAGGCCGAAAUGGAAUCUGGUGGCCCUCCUCCGCCCAUGAUCAAGAUACAAAAGCCGGAGCCGAAGCAAGACAUUUUGGAGCCAGAUAGCCAGGCUAAACAGCUGCCUUUAGGUGGAUUCGACGAUGAGGGGUUGUAUGACAGCCCUACAGAAGAUGCUGUGGAUCGUGACGGACAACCAAUGAGGGUGUUUAAGAAGAAGGGGCAGAAGAGAACAACACGACGAGUAAACAUGCGGCCGGUUCGAACUAAGCGACCAACAAACCUGGCUGAGAAGAACGGGAGUGAUGAAGAUGAAGAUGAAGAUGGUCAAGAUACCAUUCCAGAUACCCAAGCUCAUGUUGACAAAUCAGAUGUCGCAGGCGAGUCUGAUGGCGAGUUUGAAGAUGACCAUGAUACCCAGGAUGCGAAGACUGAGAAGAAGCCCGCCAAGGAAGAAGGGGUGGUAAAGAAGGCAGCCCGCAAAGUGAACCAGCUGGCACAUGCAAACUUCCAACGGCUGAAGCUGCGGAACAAUGGUGCCAAAGGCGGACCAGGCUAUAAUAGCCGGUUCCGAAGAAAGAGAUGAAGGAAUAAGGGAUUGGGCGGGUAAUAUCAUUUUCGGGACAAUGUGCGAGAUAGGAUCUACCAUGGCGUGGGCUUGAUGGGAAAUGCAUACAUGGCGUUCUUCAGGAUGGGACGGACAUUCAAUACAUACACUCAAGCGGAAUGGACUUGAGAGCGAUAUAUUUUUGUGCUUGAAACAAUCAGGGUUCUUAUUCUUAUGAAGCAUGCAUUACGCUAUUGAGUCUAUUGUCUUAUUUGCGAUGUUAUGAAACAAUAGGCCCAAGUUGGCUACCUUCAUCCUCACUUUUACAUGACUUUACAGGUAUCAUC
Molecule: messenger RNA, 1906 nt
Organism: Trichoderma asperellum CBS 433.97
Lineage: Eukaryota; Fungi; Ascomycota; Sordariomycetes; Hypocreales; Hypocreaceae
Biological process (GO): mitotic DNA replication preinitiation complex assembly; DNA replication; double-strand break repair via break-induced replication
Cellular component (GO): DNA replication preinitiation complex
Molecular function (GO): single-stranded DNA binding; DNA replication origin binding
Source: RefSeq, a predicted model, not a curated record